CCUUUUUUAAUCGUGGAAGGACACUCGACGAACAACAACGAACUGCACCCACGACACACACGAUGGCUGGUGGCGAGGGCAAGUUCUCGUGCACGCAGGCAGCGCUGUCAGUGCUUGAAUAUGACACGCUCAAGACGGUGCACAUCAAGAGCAAGAAGGUCGGGUUGAUCUUCCGCAUCCUCCAGCUUGUCAUUCUCGGAUACAUCAUCGGCUACGCCAUCAUUUGGCAGAAAGGUUAUCAAGCCGCAGACCAAGCUGUGAGUACCGUGUACUCGAAGGUGAAAGGCGUUGCCGUCACCUGCAAUGACCUCAACGUCACCUCCAUCCGAAACUGCAGUGACAGCGACAUUCGCGUUUGGGACACGGCCGACUACGUGAUCCCGCCUCAAGAAUCCAAUGCGGCCUUCAUCGUCACCAACUCAGUGCAGACCAGUAACCAGACACAGCAACCAGGGGGCUGGCCUGAGGAUCCAGAUGCUAGCACCAAGGGCUCCCAGCGCGCAUACACUUGCGAAAAGAACGCAGACUGCGAGGCCGUCAGAUUCUCGCCAUCGCGCAACGGCGCCGUGUCCGGCAAAUGCGACCUGGCCACCAAACGAUGCAUGGUGUAUGGAUGGGGCCCCGUUGAGUUGUCGAAGGACGAUGAUGCAUCGCAGGUCCUCGGUUAUCCGCGACAAAUGCCGCAGGUGAAGAACUUUACCAUGUUUAUCAAGAACACCAUCUUCUUCCCACACUUUCAGCGCAAGUUUGGGAACACAGGUCUUGGCAACAGCAGCGCGUCGUACUUGAAGAGCUGUCUCUGGAAUGAGUCCACAGACCGCUACUGCCCCGUCUUCCGCAUCGAAGACAUCCUCAGCGCUGCAGGUGUGAAGAGCUUCGAGCAAGACGUGAUGAUGGCUGGCGCCGUGAUCACCGUCCAGAUCCGGUACGACUGCAACCUGGACAAGAACGUCGAGACGUGUGCACCAGAGUACCGCUUCACGCGUAUUGAUGAGCCAAACAACACCCUGUCCAACGGCUUCAACUUCCGGUUUGCACGUUACGCAAUUGGCGAAGUCCCAAGCCGUGAUCUCUACAAAGUUUACGGUUUGAGAUUUGUCUUCAUCGUCAGUGGAACCGCCGGCAAAUUCGACUUUGUUCCUCUUCUCGUCACCUUCGGUUCAGGUCUUGGCCUGCUCAGUCUCGCCACGAUUGUUGCUGAUCUGCUGGUAACCAAGUGCCUCAGGAACGCCGAGUUCUACUAUGACCGCAAGUAUGAGAUUGUGAACGAGGACGAGGUGGAAGGAGAAGCAAUCAACGUCACUAUCAGGCAAAAGCCGGAGGAGGAUACGCCCCUGCUGCACUGACGCCGCAACACGGCGCACCGCCUGCAGCUCAUCCGUUUUCCGCACCUUCCCUCUUGUCGUUGUCCCCGCUUCAUUUUCGCUUUUUCACCCUUCUCUCCCCCAAUGUUCAUACCCUCUUUCGAUGUCAACCCCAGCUUGCCUCGACUUGCUCAUCCUUAUCUUGGCGCAUGAUUGUUCAGAAAGCCCCACACGUUUACUUUUCCCUCAAACACUCAGCAGACACACAGCAAACACACAGACACACAUUACACGCACGCACGUAAGCACAACCAAUCACAAGCAAGCAAUGACGCCACGGCUGUUUGAUUUCCUUCACGUGUGCCAUUGCAUUGUUAUUCCCUCGCAUAAACACACCCGCACGCUUGCAUGUGCGCGUGUGCUCACAGAUCCGCGGCCACAUCCAUUCCAGGUGCACCCGUUGUUGCUUCCCGCUGUUGCAUGCGAGCCAUCAACCCACACACAACACGUGAGCGUCAGUGCAGACGAAUGCGAUGGACAGCUGUAAACAGAA
Messenger RNA from Salpingoeca rosetta, 1857 nucleotides. Its product is annotated as P2X purinoceptor. Gene Ontology annotation, cellular component: nuclear inner membrane; plasma membrane. The record is from RefSeq and is a predicted model, not a curated record. Gene Ontology annotation, biological process: monoatomic cation transmembrane transport; response to ATP. Gene Ontology annotation, molecular function: extracellularly ATP-gated monoatomic cation channel activity; purinergic nucleotide receptor activity. Bases 63 to 1346 code for a protein of 427 amino acids. Lineage: Eukaryota; Choanoflagellata; Craspedida; Salpingoecidae. The transcript is spliced from 14 exons.